Molecule: messenger RNA, 1041 nt
Organism: Insectozyma verbasci
Lineage: Eukaryota; Fungi; Ascomycota; Pichiomycetes; Serinales; Debaryomycetaceae
Source: the annotation of a GenBank genome assembly
AUGUCAUUAGCAGAUGGAGAAUAUGAAAUAGAUAUAUCAAAUAUAUUAAAUGAGAAGUCAAAUUAUGAUAAUAUUUCAAUUAAAUAUGGUUUUAUUCCUGAUUCAAUGGAUCAGUCUCAACCAUUAAAAUUUUAUCAAAAUAAUCAAAAGUGUAUGUUGAAAGGAUUAUCAAAUUCAAAAACUCCAGUUUUGUUUGAAGGAACUCAACAAAAGACUUUGAAUUCAAAUAAUGAUGAUUAUUAUUUAACUUUUGAUGGGAAUAAUCUCAACCGUAUAGAACUUCGAAAAUUAUCAAGUAUAUUUAGAUUGAACAAGAGUAGAAAUGUAGAAAAAUUAGAAAAAGAAAUACAACAGUUAGAAGUAGAAUAUGAAGAACAAAAACCACAACCACAACCACAACCACAACCACAACCCCAAACUAGAAAGAAAAAAGAGCCAACUCCAACAACAAUAACAAGACCAAAAGUUGAGAAAAAGAAACAAAAUAUCCCAAAUUCAAAAUCUAAAGUUUCUAAAUCUGUAUCUCCAGUUAAACGACAAUCAAUCUCACCAUCUAAAAAAACACCACCACCUCCGAUCAAACUAGAAUUACCAACAACUUCAAUACCUAAAAGACAACAAAAAUCAAUGAAACGUCCGCCAUCAGCUACUCCAACAUUAAAAGAUGAUGAAGUAAUGAUUUCAGAAUCUGAUUUUGAAGACUUGAAUGAAACUACAAAGAAACAAGAAGAAUUUGAUGAUUUUAAAGAUUUGGAAGAUGAAUUAGAACAAGUCUUGGAAACAGAAACCGAUAACCAACAACAAAAAUCAGCAAAUUCAAAUUCAUCAAAUAGGUACUAUGAUUCUACCUCUGAUUCUGAUGCCGGGGAUAGGUUUAAAUUUCAAGGUAUCAAGAUUAAUGAUAAUGGAAGUGGUUCAAAUAAAAAAACUCCUAGUUUUAAUAGUUCUGGAUCUUCUGGUAAACCUAGAAGUUUGAGAGAUUAUAUAGGUGGUCCCAAUAGUAAUAAUGUUGAUGAUGAUAGUUCAUCAGAAGAAGAAUAA